UGUGCCAAAACAUGGCUUGUGCUUAAGGAGCUGCAUCCCGGGAUAUGUAGUCAGUCAUUUAGCGACAUACAUCCAAUUCCAAAUGCUUUACCCAUCAAAACACAACAAGGACCAUGAUGCUGCUCGAAAUUGCGCAUGGGAUAUCAGACAGCCGAUAACCCGUCUAUUAUGCUACUUCGCUGAAAUAAAAAGGUACCGGAAAACUGCGAGCGAACAACCAUUGGAGCCACUUGAGAAAGUAAUAAAGGCACAUACACCCAGGUGGUGAUGGGAUGUGUGUACUGCUGGAGGAAUAAUGAGCUGAAAGAGGAGCAAAGUAUCUAUUGAAAACACUAGACUCAGACGUUUUGUAGAACAGGGAAGAAGUGCUCUCCUGUUGCCAGUAUGUCGGCUGUUCCUGCGUCCGCCCCAGCACUUGUCAAUCCCUCGCCACCAGAGUUCACCAACCCCAACAAGCCUGGCCGGAAAACAAACCAACUACAGUACAUGCAGAACGUUGUGGUGAAGACUCUAUGGAAGCAUCAGUUUGCGUGGCCCUUUUACACACCUGUGGAUGCCAUCAAAUUAUGUCUCGCCGACUAUCAUAAAGUUAUCAAGAGCCCAAUGGACAUGGGAACAAUAAAGAAGAGGCUAGAGAAUAACUACUACUGGAGUGCCAGCGAGUGUAUGCAGGACUUCAAUACAAUGUUUACUAACUGUUAUAUCUACAACAAGCCUACAGAUGACAUUGUGCUGAUGGCCCAAGCUCUAGAGAAGAUAUUCUUACAGAAAGUGGCCCAAAUGCCUCAGGAGGAGGUGGAGCUGCUACCACCGGUGCCCAAAGUCAAAGCAGCCCGCAAACCAGGAGGGCCCGUUAGUGCAGAGAGCCAAGCACAGGGUGAGUCGACGGAUUCACCCCCAUCUUCUUACCCCAGCUCCCCUCCACUUCUGUCUCAGACACCUGUCAUAGCAGCCACGCCAGUGCCAACCAUUACAUCUGUUACCCCUGUCCGAGCUGUGCCUACUGCUGCCUCCAUGAUGGCUGUGGUUCCAACGGCACAGCCAGUCAUCAAAAAAAAGGGGGUCAAGCGGAAAGCAGACACAACAACUCCCACGACCUCAGCAAUCUCGGCCAGUAGAAGUGACUCCCCUACCCAGCUCCUAGAAUCCAAACAGGAGAAUGUCUUGUCCAGGCGGGAGAGCACAGUGCGGUCCGUCAAGCCCCCCAAGAAGGACACAGAGGAUGGAGAGGCGCCCCUGCUCAGUGGCAAGAAAGGCAAGCUCGGCGAGCAGCUGAAGCACUGCGAAGUCAUCCUGAAGGAGAUGCUGUCCAAGAAGUACACGGCCCACGCUUGGCCUUUCUACAAGCCUGUAGAUGCAGAAGCGCUAGAACUGCAUGACUACCAUGAGAUAAUCAAACACCCCAUGGACCUGAGCACUGUCAAAAAAAAAAUGGACAGUCGAGAUUACCAAGAUGCCCAAAGCUUUGCGACAGAUGUCCGGUUAAUGUUUUCAAAUUGCUACAAGUACAACCCCCCCGACCACGAGGUUGUUGCGAUGGCCAGGAAGCUCCAGGAUGUGUUUGAGAUGCGAUUUGCCAAGAUGCCGGACGAGCCCAUCGAAGCCACCCAGCUCUCCACCAUGCCGGUGGUAAGCAAGAGUACAGAGAGCAGUGAGAGCAGCGGCAACACCUCCAGUUCGGAGAGCUCCGACUCAGAGGAGGAGCGGGCCACGCGGCUCGCCGAACUGCAGGAACAGGUGGGUUCGGAACAGCAAAUCACUGUGGAGCACCCCAAUGGUAACAGGGCGGGGGGAAAAAACGGGUGUGCCAAACGUUUUCAGCUGAAGGCCGUUCAUGAACAGCUGGCUGUUCUGUCGCAGGCCCCAGUAAGUAAACCAAAGAAAAUGGAGAAAAAGCAAAAAGAUAAGAAGAAAGACAAAGAGAAAGACAAAGCCAACAAGGGGAAGGCUGAUGACGAGAAGAAGCCCAAGUCAACACAGCAAACCAAGCCAGCUAAUCAGAAGAAGGCUCCAGCCCGGAAACCAAACCGCACGGGGGCGGCUACCAGGCAAACAAAGAAAGGGACCAAGGUGGCGGUGGCGAACAACGAGUCUGAAGAGGAGCCGUCCCUUCCCAUGUCAUACGACGAGAAGCGCCAGCUUAGCCUGGACAUCAACCGUCUUCCGGGUGAGAAGUUGGGCAGGGUGGUCCACAUCAUCCAGGCCCGGGAGCCUUCCCUGCGUGACUCCAAUCCGGACGAGAUAGAGAUAGACUUUGAGACACUCAAGCCCUCUACCCUUCGUGAGCUCGAACGAUACGUCAAGUCCUGUUUGCAAAAAAAGCAGCGGAAACUUUUACAGAAGGCAGGCUCGGCUCUAGCAGGGGGCGCCUCUCGAAUGAGUGGCAGCAGCAGCUCUUCUGACUCUGGCAGCAGCAGCUCCAGUGGCUCCAGCUCAGAAAGCAGUGACUCCGAUUGAUCAGAGAAAGACCCACAUACAGUCCAGUCCCUCUCUUACCGUAGUUAAUUUACCCCCCUUUCUAGCUAGUAGUCUACUCUCUUUUUUUCUUCCCCUGGAUGACUUUUAUAAGAUAAUGAAAAUACUUUUGAUGACGAGGAUAUUGCUAAUGUUUUGUAUUUAGAAAUGCCUUUAAAGAAAAACAUAGGAAACGUGUAAGAAGAUAUAGCUGACUGAACAUAGUCAGGAUUUGUUUUUGCUGGCCCUUAAAGGGAAAUGCCUGGUAUCACCAGAACAACAUGCGUUUAGUUAAUAUUAUAAUUUUUUAAAGACUAUGUUACAUAAGUAGUAAACCGUUAAGAAACACUGAGAUUGAUUUUGGUUUGGACAAAAUUGUCUCAAGGAACAAAUAUGGUCUUUCUCUUCCUGGGAUGGCUGUUGCCUCUAGUUUGACCUUUGCCACCACACAUUAUUCCUUUUUUUUUUUUUUUUUUUUUUCGGUUUUAUGGAUACAGCUAUAUUUAAGAAAUUAAGAUAAUUGUUAUUUUUAUGGUCAUACAUACAAUUUUUGUUGACAAUGUAAAACAAAUGGUUUUAACGAUCAUCUAUAGAAGAUAAUUGAUAACUGUUUAUUUUUGUUCUCAAUCUUCCAUUCUCCAUUCAGUGUUUGUAAAUCUGUUGUCUCAAGGGUCUGUUCAAUGUAGUUGGCGGUUAACACUAGACUGCGAUUGAGUGAUACAUUGACUUAAUCAUGGCCCUACCUAUUUACUGAGUGUUUUAUCUACACAUUUAUGGCAAAGUAAAGUUGCUGUUUGAUACAUUUUCUGAUUGUCUUAAAGAUUAUUUUUGAGUCUCAUGCUUUGAUAUUCUGUCCACAGUAUGUGGUGGCAUAUACAAAUUCACUUUUUGCAGCCAGUGUUAAUGUUAAAUGCUCCCCUACUAAGAUGUAACACACAUCACACACUCUUGUGGUUUGUUUCCCAGCCUGUUUGUAUAUUUGGCAUGUGCCAUAUCUGACAACUUUCAUUAUUGAAUGUUAUAACUUUUUCCUUUGUCUGUGUUUGAGCUAGUCUUUCAUUUGAACAUUAUGGUUGUAUUCCAUAUGUAGGUGAAUUAACACUCACAGUAUAGCCUGUUUCUUUUAAGAGUGGAGAGCAAUGGGCUCUCUGUCUCCUCUGCGUAAACAACUAAUCGCCACGUGUACAAAAACGUACACAAGACAGGAAAUUAGAAUCUAAAAGUAAAUAAUCGUAUUGUUAUUUUGUUCAUAUUUGAGCAUUACAAAGACCUCUGUAAACAGAACUAGGUAGAUGUGUCAUAAUACACAACCUAGUCUUCCUUCCAAAUUCAGAAUCAUGAAUUCAAACUCUUUGGUUACCUUUUACAAUACACCUGUUGUGACUGGAUUUUUACAAUUAUGUAUCUGUAAUUUCUGAGAUGGUAAGUGUAUUUUCUAUCAAUUUUAGAUAAUUUACAACUGCAGUUCACGAAGCUGAGAUCAUUUGGUUAGUUGUUAGUAGUGGUGAUGUUUUAAACUUGAUCUGCUAAAUCCCCAUUAACCUCAUUAUACAGAUUCAGACAACCUCUUACAUAAAAAAAAAAAGCUGUUUUUGCCUGAGGGAUGUCAUACGAAUUGUUUUCACCAUAUUCACUUAUUUGUUCAUUUUAGUUCUUGUUCAACAUAUAAUAGAUCAUUUUUAUAUUUUAAUAAAAUCAUUUUAUGUAUUUGCAUGCACUCCUGCUGUAACUUUCUGAAAUAUUUUUUAGCACUGUAUUGUAACUUCUGUAGACAUCAAUCUUUGAGAAUUAAAGAUUUGUGUUGUAGUUUUAGGGUUUAAGGGUGAAAUUACAUAGGGAUGCUGGGCAAACAAAAAGUUAAUAUUUGAUGUAAUUAUUUACAUGGGAUACCAUAUUUUUCUGAGUUCCUUUGUUUUCAUAAAUAAACCACAUAAACAUA
Molecule: messenger RNA, 4393 nt
Organism: Oncorhynchus mykiss (rainbow trout)
Lineage: Eukaryota; Metazoa; Chordata; Actinopteri; Salmoniformes; Salmonidae
Source: RefSeq, a predicted model, not a curated record